GAGCAUGAAAUUUUGCUCAGUUGAGGUCUGGACAGUGUUAAAGAAGGUUUAUCUAUAAAAAUUAUCAGUAAUUCAUAAUAAUUUAUUUUUUUCGAAAUUGUUCAAAAUGAACAGUUCAAAUGCAUUGCUGUUUGGUAUUUUGAUAUUUCUUUUGACUGUAAUAAGCGUACAGUCUUUAAAAUGUUACCAGUGUGUGGGCUGCAAUGACCCAUUCAAUGAAAAAGAUAGCGCCGUCUCAAUAGAAACGUGUGCGGGAUCAUGUUUUAAGGGCACAUUUAAAGGUGCUGCGGUCAGAGCUUGUUCAUCAUACAAUGAAGGCGACCAGUGUAAAGAAUUGGCUACCGAUGCUUAUUCAUGUUGGUGUACAUCAGAUUUGUGUAACAGUGCGUCUGGAUUCAGCGUCUCAUUUCCUGUCAUAUCAGCUCUUAUCAUGUUUCUAUGGGUGUUCUAAACGAACAGGCGAUUUAUAUACAAAAUAAUAUGCUGUAGUACUGUUUAAGUUAUUGUAUCCUGUAACAGGUGUGUCUUCUUUUCUGUCCUUUUCAGGUAUUUUCUGAGCAGAGCAUUUAAUCUUUUAUGUUAUCACUAGGACAUUCGGAAAGAAAGUGUUUGUAAUAUAUGUCCUAUAGCAACAUAUCUCAAAGCAUGACUGCUUUUAAUGUCGAAACAAAUCGUUUAUGACAUAAUACAUGUAAUAUAAAUCAUUAAUAAAACUUAAAUUGUG
Molecule: messenger RNA, 724 nt
Organism: Ruditapes philippinarum (Manila clam)
Lineage: Eukaryota; Metazoa; Mollusca; Bivalvia; Venerida; Veneridae
Exons: 3
Coding region: 107-451 (114 amino acids)
Source: RefSeq, a predicted model, not a curated record